AUGGUCGAUGCUACCAUAACCAAGCGACUGCACGUCGGUGGACUCACACCGGCAAUCACCACACAACAUAUCAAAGAGAGAUUCUCAAGUUUCGGAGUGGUCAGUGAGAUUGAGGAGUUGGGGGUUGAUGCGUUAGGCCAACCACGUCCAUUCACCUUCCUCACUCUUUCCUCAACCCCCGUCCAACUGAAGAAAUGUCUCAACAUCCUCUCCGGCUCAUUCUGGCGAGGUACCCAACUCCGUCUCGCCGAAGCCAAACCCAAGUACACAGAACGCUAUGUGAUCCAUACACCUACGGCCGAAGAGAAGAGAAAGGUGUUGGAGAAAAAGAGAAAAAGGGUAGAAUCGAAAAGAGGUGAAGAUGUUGGUAAAUUAUCGCAAGAUUUUAGGUUGGUCAAUUCUACCAUAGCGAAAAAGAAGAAAUUUUGGUUGGUUGAUGAGGAUGAAAAAGAUGGAAGGAUGGUUAGACCUUUGACUAUUAGACCUAGUCAUCCGAUUGGCAAGCCUCUGGUUGAUAAUAAAGUUAGUAAAACCCAGGAAGGGAAAAAGAGGGUUGGAGGACCGCCGGGGAGAUUGAGAAGAAGAGUGAUUAACCCUAUUGCGUGGGGAUCAAUAUAUAUUAAAGGAGAUCAAUUGCUUUCUAUCACUGAAACUCAAAAUGAAGAUGAAGCAAAUAUAGAGAAAGGUGAAUGGGAAUUUGAAGAGAUUGAUGAUUCCGUUGUCGAUGGAGAAGGGUUGGAUGAAGAUGGAAGAAUGGUCGUUGGAAUAUGGAAAAAGAGAGAUAUGAAUGGUGAGAUCGUUGAAGAAAGUUUGGUGAGAAGUAAAAAGAGGAGAGUAUCGAUUGGAGAAGUUGAUAAAUCGGAAUAUCGGUCGGAGGAUUUUGGUACUUUAGAAGGUGGAGAAGUAGAUUCCCCAUUAUUUGGGAAUCGGGAUUUGCCAGCAAAAGGAUCAGAAUCACCUUUGUUUCCCUCUCGACAGAUCGACGACGUACAUACAGAUGAAGAAGAAAGAGGAGAUAAUGAGACUUUAGAGGAUAGAAGCGCGGUAGAAAGAGCAUCAUCACCACUUUUCCCUUUGAGAGUCCCGGAUCAAGAUGAAAAACAAAGCACCACAUCGUCUUCAUCAUCAUCUUCGGAUACUGUAGAUCAGCUUGAACAUCAACCUUCUUCACCUUUAUUCCCUACUCGAAGUAUAGAAACUCCUGAUGACGAUAACGAAGCUCAACAACAACCUCCUUCACCUCUAUUCCCCGCUCGAAAUGAGGCAAGCACUGCUCAACAAGCCUCGUCACCUCUUUUCCCUACUCGUGCCCUCAAAAGCAGAUCUCCAUCCCCUCAUCGCCAGCGCAAACCUGCACUUACGCUCCCUUCUCAGAUCCUCGCUUCAGCCCGAGCUGAACGAACCUCUGCUCUAGGUGUACUCGGCAGCUUAUUAGGGGAUGUGUCGCCCCCUACGAAGAAGGAGAAAGUGGUUUGGGAAGUAUAUCCUGAAUCUGACGAGGAUGAUGAAGUGGAAGUAGGAAGAGGUAGAAGUAAAUCCGCAGCCUCUGAAAUUUCAUCGGUGGCACAGGACAAGAUCAGAGACGAGGUGAUGGUGGAUGAAGAACCUAAUAUGAAUCUGGACAUACCUGUUGACGGGGAUUCUUCGUCUGGUCCUACUAGCUCGAGUGGUAGUGGAUCAUCAAGUGGUGAUUCGGAGGAAGGAGAGGGGAUGGACGUCGAUCCUCCUGCUGGAAAUGGAAAUGAAGAUGAAAUUUCAAGCGGCAGUGGAAGCGGCAGUGGGUCUAGCUCCAGUGGUAGUGGGAGUGGAGAUGACGAUGAAGAUGAAUCAUCUGAAUCUGAUACAAGUUCAGACUCAGGGUCAGAUAGUGAAGAAGAUUCUGACUCGGAAGAUGACUCUGGAGAUGAGGAUAAAUCAUCAAUACCAACCAAACCAUCAGGUCUCAAAGAUAUGUUCGCUCCCACCACCUCUACAUUUUCAACCCUGGAUUUCGCUUCCACCUCAGCAUCAGCGGGGUUCUCUCUUCUAGCCAAUUUAGGUGACGAAAUAGAGUUGGACGAAGAGAUGGAUAUACCUCUACCUCCCGCACAAACUGACCUUCCGAUAGGUCACGAACAGGAGGAAGAUGAUUUACAACCUUUACCUCUGAACGUAUCUUCUGGUAGGGGUAAAAUCAAAUUUGAUCCUUCAUCUAGUGACAUCCCAUUAUUCUUCACUCUCCCCACCGAGGCUGGACCAAGUGGAGAGAGAAAAGGUGAAUCUAGGAACUUAUAUAAUGAAUUACAUAUCGGUAUACCCCCUAUCACACAGCCUGAUUAUAAUCAACAAGAAGAAGAGGAGGAAGAAGAGGUACAGAACAUACCUCUACCUGGAUUCAGUAGACAGCCUGGUGAGAAUGAUGAGUCGAUGAAGGCCAAAUGGACGAAUGAAAAGUUGGAGUUGACGCAAGGGUGGAAGAAGAGGUUCAGGGAAGCUAAGAAAUCUAAGAGGAGGAAAGGAGGUGAGGAGGUUGAAUAG
Kwoniella botswanensis is the source of this 2517-nucleotide messenger RNA. RefSeq lists its product as uncharacterized. Gene Ontology annotation, molecular function: RNA binding. Bases 1 to 2517 code for a protein of 838 amino acids. The record is from RefSeq and is a predicted model, not a curated record. Lineage: Eukaryota; Fungi; Basidiomycota; Tremellomycetes; Tremellales; Cryptococcaceae. The transcript is spliced from 2 exons.